AUGGGAUUAAAUUAUCUUCGCAAAAUAGAUACCUUCGGAGUUCCAAUAGACCUCUGUUUUGAAAAAAAGAAAGUUCAUAAAACUCCUUGGGGUGGAUUUUGGACGUUGAUAAUAUUUUUGUUUUCUCUAGCUAUGUUUACUAUACUUGGUAUGGAGAUACUUCUGAGGCAAAACCCGAGCAUCAUUACUAUUGAAUAGCUUGAGAGAAAUCCUUCCUUCGACGGGAGUUAUAAUGAUAGUAGUAUUUUAGACUAGAGAUCUACCUACAAGUCUUCUGAUAUUGUGUUUGCUCUGGGAGCGCUCGAUAAAAAUCUUUAGUUAAUUUAAAAUUGGUCUGAUUCUUUCGAAGUAACAGGCUAAAUAGUAGAUUAAAGAGAUUUUAAAAUAGUAAAUUAAAUAUAGCUAUCAAGCUUUUAAAGCUGCAAUUAAAUUGAAUUUAUGCAAAAUUCUAACAACUAAAAGUUAUUUGGCUAGUUUGAUCUAUCAAAUAUGUUAUGUAUGCAAAAUGAUGAUAUCUUAAACUACUACUUGACAGGAGAGAACGGCUCAUAAAUUUAUAGUUUUAUUAAUAUUUAAAUUACUUUUAAAUUACCUUUAGAUGCAAACCUUAUGCAACAGCUACAAUACAUUGGUCUAUUCUUUACAGAUCAAAUAAUGGAUGUAUAAAAUUUCUCAAACACUCUAACUAAAUAUCGUAAAAAUAUCCUAUAAAAAGUUGACCUAAGUUCCUAGUACAAAAUACUAUUAAGAAAUUAGUAUGGAUAGAUAAUGACUGAUUCAGGUUUGAUGUGGACAGAUUAUCAAAAGUUAAAUUUUUUUUCUUUUAAAAGCUACUCAGUAAGUAAUAACAAAGCAACAGGAAAUACUCUCUUGGAAAUUCAAACUGAAACAGACCCAAAACUUUUAAUUUAUCAAAGAAAAUACAUGAAGGUUACAGAGCUAAUGGCCACCAUCGGAGGUUUUAUAAAAGCUUUACUCAUAGCUGGGUUUUUGCUAGCCAACCCUAUUUCAAAAUUGUCUUUGAAAACAGAGCUAGUCAACCGUCUGUUCAAUUUCGAAGGGAUAGAUGAAUAAGAUAAGGAAUAAAUUUAAGGAGACAUAUAAAAUGAAGAAAUAAAGCUUUCGAAGGGAUUUAGUAAACAGGAAAUGAGAAAUAACAAGCUUAAUACUAAUGAUAAUUAGAUUUAGUUAAACUUUAUGAGGAAUAAUUCAAGGUAAUUUACUCAGAUUAAUACUAAAAAUAAUCUGAAAGAUGGACCUCCCGUAACGUACACGGAAAGUUUGAAUACUACAGCGGUUCAACCUAUUUUAACUACAAAUUUUAGUAAUUUGAAUAAUCAUCCAUAAAUUUUCCCUACAAUAUAAAAAAAUACAAGCUAAAUUAAAAUGAAUUAGCUAAGUUUACUGAAAAUUGCAAGAAGAAAAAAUCAAAGCAUGAAUGAUAUAUCUGCAAAUGGGUUACCUAGUCGAAAGAGUUUUUCACCAAUGCAUACCUAAAAUCAAUUAAGUUUGUAAAAGGAUAAGGUGAAACUUGUUAGGACAAUGCUGAAGAGUUUUGUUAGUCAGCAUUCCAUGAAACCAGAAGAUUGUAUGAAGGCGAGUACUAUGCUUGGUGCUCACAAAAAAGAAGAUCCAGAUGCUGUCUUUAAAAAACUGUUUAAAUCUAACGAGAAAACUCUAAGUAUGAAAUUAUGGGAUUACAUUAAAUAUUUUCUAGGUUUAAAAAAUGAGGUAAAAAAUAAAUAAAUAAAAUUUUCAAUGAGAAAAGUGAAUGAAAGAUUGGAUAUAGUUUUUAUCAUGAAGAAAUUAAUAGAAGUUGAUAAGCUAAAAAUGCUAUUUCUCAAUGAAAAUUAAAGGAAAAUAUUUGAGUAUCUACCAAGACCUAUUGUCAGAUUAGACCCUGAGCAGCAAUAGGAAGAAUGUGAGAAAUACACUUUAAAUUAGGCAUGGGCACGUUAAAUGUUUUUCAACGAUAAAAACUAUAUCAGCAAAGCAUCAGAAGCAAUGCUUGCUUAUUAGUAAAUUAUUUAGAAAGGGAAAGAAUUAGAUCCUCUAGAUUAGAAGUUGAUAGAAAUGCUAGACGAAUCGAAGAAAAUCUACUUUUAAUAAGAUUCUCCAACUUACUCUCCUACUGGACAUAUGAAAAGAAGUCAUUUGUCAGUAAUAAAUAGUAUUAAUCACUCUCCUAAAAAGAAGUAAGACAACAACAUGUUUUUGAAUGGAUUGUAAAAUAUAUCACCAGCUGAAAGUAUCGAAUUAAAUGAAAAUGACAUUUAAGAAAUAAAAAUAUAAGAAAUCUAAAACUAAUACUCUAACUCACCUAAAAAAUAAAUGUCUUACCAAAAUCCAGAUCAACUUCUUCAUAUGUAUGAUAACACAAGGCGUUUCAACAGAAAAAAUACACAACAUUUUAUGAAAUAGAGAACUCUUUAGUUUGGGGAUUUGAAUCAGGAUUUUGAAAAUUCAACUUCAAAUCAAGUUUACAAAUAUCCUUCCCAUAUCUAAGAAAAGAACAAAGAAUUUGUGCAUGAAACCUCAUAACAAGAAAAUAGAAUAUCAUAAUAAGAAAGUCGUACUUAGUAAAAUAACUAACAGCAGGUACAGAAUAAUAGUUAACAAGUUACCUGUCAUUUUAUUACAUAGUAAAGUAAUUCACCAUAGCAAAAGUAGAUAAAAUAAAUUUCAUAAUAAUCUAUUUAGAAAGAUAUUCCUAAUUUGUUUCUUAUCAAUCAAAAUUCGCUUUCAAACAACAAAAUCUUAGAAAGAGUGCCUGAUUUACCUAAUAUAGAGAUAGUUUAAGAUAUAGAAGUACCAAAGAAUACUGUCAAAACUCCUAAAUAAAAACUAUUCAACUAAUUUUUCUCAAAUUAAAAUAAUUUUUCAUCUUCUGUAUCAAGCAAUAGUUAAAGUAAGAGUGAAGGAAGUAGCUGUGAUGCGGAAAUAAAUAAUGAUUAUAACAAUUGCGAGCUACCUGCUGAUGAAAAAAUUCAAAAACAUGAAAUAAAAGAUAACCAUAUGCAACCAAGCAAUUAUCAAUAACAAAAUUGUUUCAGAAUGACAAUAAAUAACUUUGAGUAGCCAACUUCAGACAUUUCGCAAGUGACAUUUAUGAACGGCAAAAAAAAUUUCUUAGAAAGUAAUCAUGAAUAUGUUAAAAAUUUAGAAAAAUAAAAGAAAAAAUAAAGCAUUGAUAGGAAAAAUUCAAAUUUAAGCUUGAGAGAAUAUGAAAGCAGUAGUAAAAAAUUCAACUUAUCCAUGUAAAAAGAAGAUAUCACAGGUUUAGCUGCUUUUAGAGAAAAUUCUCUCUUAAAUAUUUCAUUAGAGCCAUUUACAAGAGCUCCUCUAAAUUGA
This is a messenger RNA of Tetrahymena thermophila SB210, 3351 nucleotides long. Its product is annotated as transmembrane protein, putative. Gene Ontology annotation, cellular component: nucleus. Gene Ontology annotation, molecular function: double-stranded DNA binding. The transcript is spliced from 2 exons. The record is from RefSeq and is a predicted model, not a curated record. Gene Ontology annotation, biological process: reciprocal meiotic recombination. NCBI's taxonomy places the organism in Eukaryota, Ciliophora, Oligohymenophorea, Hymenostomatida, Tetrahymenidae.